UGCGCAGGGGAGGAGUGUAGCCUGCACAGCGCCACCGUCCCCCGCUCGCCUGUAAGACAGCGCUGCGGGCCAAACAGACUCGCCGUAAAGUACGAAACAAGGCGUAGAUUUAUCAUCGACGAGCACAUAUAGCGGAAAACUGCCGUCAGCUUGGAUGAUACUUUUGAAGGGUAUUUGUUUCUGAGUCGAAGACGUCUUGACGCGGCAAGCAUGAGCAGUUUCAGCAAGUUGGAGGGACAUGGGCGACCACGGUUCUCCAGGGCAACACACCUUGGAACAUCCAAGCCUGAGUUAGAGCGAGAUUCAGGCUUCUCAGAUGCCAGCUCUGAGUAUCUGAGUGCAGUUGACCUGACUGACUCUGAGGAUGUAGGUAGGACGGUGUCUAUAAUAGGCCAGGAGCAGACCGGUCCCCAGGUGGCUGUGAUGGGAGGCUCUUACCCUGGCCUGUCUCCUAUGAUCAUCAUGAACAACUUCGUCCUAAAGCAGCCAAACCCCAUGACUCCAGUAGAUAAACAGUGGGGCUUUCCUUCACCCUUGGAAAUGAUGCCUCAGCCCCAGGUUGUCCUUCUUCAGCCCGUGAUAUCAAGUGGUAACAGCAGCACUCCAAAGACUGUCCCUGAAAAUCACAGACAAUCAAGAAACUACCUACCCAUUCUCAAGUCAUAUCCCAGAAUUGCCCCCCACCCUGGGGAGGCACCUACUAAGAGGCAGGCAUCUUCCAGGGUGAGGAGUAGUUCAACAUCAGGAUACGACCAGCGCCAGCGGAGGCACCAUCAUGCCCACAGACUCUACAGCUCCCCCAGUUCUCAGCAGCAGGCGCUGCAGACACCAAUCAAGCCCGCCUCCAGCUUUGAAGCGGCAAGCAGCCAAGCUCAAGCAGCCGACUGUCAGCCGCCGUGCCCGUUGCAGCUCAACGACAAACCUCACUCCUUGGGCACAGAGACCGGCUCUCUGCCCUCCUGCCCACAUGAACUGAGGUUGGUCCUAGAUGGCAACAGGCAAGAUCCUAACAAACAACAGGAUGCCCUGUGUAUGGACAACGACAAACUGAAACGUUUCAGCAACACCUACAACAUCCUUAACAAGUCUGGCUUGCUGGGGAUCACCCUGCGCACAAAGCAGCUGAUCAAGGAGAACCGGCGCACCCAAGGCCAGCUGCAGCAGCUGCAGGAGCAGACGGCCCUGCUGAUGGAGGCUCUGAGCAGCGGGGACCCCCAGCUCUGGACUAAGCUCCAGCUCACCCUGCAGGACACGGACAAGGAACAAUGGGGAAUAAAACCGCCGAGCGUCCUGGCAUAAUGAACCGGUGGGUUAAGCCUGCAGUCCCAAACCCGAAGUUGGCACAAUGUUUUCAGGGGAUCACAAGUUGAUUUAUGGGAUGUGAAACACACAUUUUUAGUAGAGAAAUAUAUCAUCAUAUCUGAAAUCUUUGCAAUAAAAGUUUUGUUUGUG
Molecule: messenger RNA, 1452 nt
Organism: Myripristis murdjan (pinecone soldierfish)
Lineage: Eukaryota; Metazoa; Chordata; Actinopteri; Holocentriformes; Holocentridae
Gene: cipca
Product: CLOCK-interacting pacemaker a
Exons: 4
Coding region: 211-1299 (362 amino acids)
Biological process (GO): negative regulation of DNA-templated transcription; negative regulation of circadian rhythm
Cellular component (GO): nucleus
Source: RefSeq, a predicted model, not a curated record